AUGUUGUUUGAAGAAAAGCCUUUACUAGACCUAAAGACAGAUGACUGUCUGUGGUCUUUGGGUAAAAUUUUCCGAAUUCUUGUACAUAACAGGAUUAUUGUAUUUAUGCAGAGAAAAAUUCUGUUUGUUUUGACAAUUCUAGUAAUAAUCCAAACCUACCUUUUCUUAAAAGAAAGCAGUGCUGUUUAUUUUAUAAAAUAUAUGGUUGUCUAUUUAUCAUCGUUUUUUUUUUUGGCAUCUCUCUACUCCACAUCAACCAUCGGCAAGCGCAUUUUUGAUGAUAUACAAACAGCAAAAUUAUGGAAGUUACGAUGUGAAAGCUCAGAAAUUCAACGACAAAUUGAAAAAGAAGCAUUUUAUACUAAUGCUUGUUUCAUCCUGUGUCUCACUUUUAGUCAAAUUUGUGCAAUUCUUUUUAUAAUUCCAUUUGAAAAGGAUGAAGAAUUUUUUUAUUUUUUGGCACUGUACCAGCAUUUAACUCCCAGAUGGAGAAGUUUUUGGGGUUGGAAUUUCAGAAUCGGAAGCUUGUUUAUUGGAAUAAUCUGUCUUGCACCUUGUUACGCCCUUAUAUAUCUUAUGACACACAGUCGAUUCCAGUAUUUGCUCUUAUUGCAUCACUUUAAAAAUUUGAAUUGGGGUUACGAAAAUUCACAUUUGUACCAAUUGAUUCGCAAUUUAGAUUAUCAGGGCGAAAUUCAAAGACGACUCAAAUUUUGCAUCAAACGUCACGUUUGUAUUAACAAAAUUGUUUUCAGUGUGAAAAGGCAAAUACAUGGAUUCAUAUGUGUUUUUACCUUGGCAGGUGUAGUUCUAUUUAUCAGUAUCAUAGUGUUUUUUUAUUCGUAUGAGGGAGCACUCAAAACACAAUAUGUGCGUAUAAUUUGUUUAGGAAUUCCAGGAGGAUUGACUUGGAUUCACAUUGUGACUGCUGGUCAAUUGCUUGAGAACGUUACAUCUGAAAUUUUGAGUGUUUUAAAAACCGUCAAUUGGGAGUCAUGGAACAAAGAAAACAGAAACACGUUUAUUGUAAUAUUACAAAAUGCACAAAAAGAUUUAAAAAUGAAAUUCUCUGAAGAUAUGUCAGUGAAUUUUGCUUUGGGAGUUUCUAUGACAAGAGCUCUGUUUUCAGCAAUGUCAAUCAUUAGACAGUUGAGAAAUAUGGAUUAA
This is a messenger RNA of Tribolium madens (black flour beetle), 1167 nucleotides long. RefSeq lists its product as uncharacterized. NCBI's taxonomy places the organism in Eukaryota, Metazoa, Arthropoda, Insecta, Coleoptera, Tenebrionidae. Bases 1 to 1167 code for a protein of 388 amino acids. Gene Ontology annotation, molecular function: odorant binding; olfactory receptor activity. The record is from RefSeq and is a predicted model, not a curated record. The transcript has 6 exons. Gene Ontology annotation, biological process: sensory perception of smell; detection of chemical stimulus involved in sensory perception of smell. Gene Ontology annotation, cellular component: plasma membrane.